AUGGCCGCUCGCUCAGUACAGACUCGUCAGGUAAGUGUGUAUGACAACAAAAUAAAGGCUUAGAUUAUACUUUGUUAGAUAAAUUCAGCUAACUUUUCCAUUAGCAGCCAUCCAAGAGGCCAACAGACACCUUUUUGUGCAAUUGUGUCCGAAAUUCUAUUCAAAAGCAAACUUGGAAUUAGACCGAUGGUCUGUAUCAUUAUUAGCGUAAUUUUCGAAAACUCUUUUUGACUGAUUGAUUGAUCGAAUUUGUGCUUAAUUUCUAGGCUGCGGUCAUUUUAGAUGGGAUCCACACAGAAGUUAUAUGUUGCUAUUAUCAAGACAGAAUUUUUGUGAUUGUUUCUCAAUUUGAGAAGAUUGGCACUUUGGUAAGACAUAAACAAGCACUGCUUGAUCCACAUUGCCCCUAAAGGUGGUGUGUGUGGGGAAGGGGGAAUUCACAUAUGAAAGAGACGUGGGUGCUUGUCAAAUAAUUAGAAUUAAACCAGCUAGAGGAUGACCAAUCUGGGUGCAGUUCAGGCUUUACUUGACCAGUAAAGGAGGCCUAUCCAGAGAGAAUAGCUAACAUUUGAUGAACAUGCUACCAGGGUUUCCCUGUAAAAUGACAUGUUAUUGCCUAGAUCUGGUAGAGCUUCUGAUUGGUUGAAAAUUUGCUUCAUUCAAUCUGAUGCAGAUCUGAGUGGUAACACAUCAUCAGUACGGAAUUUUUGUGCUACUUCCUCAGUUAUCAUUUCGCAGUGAAACCAGUAGCCUGCGAAAACAGCCGUUCCUCCUCGCUCUUCACUGCUGGGGCGUUUUGUGCAGAGGAACAUCUUUGUCUCAGCAACAGAAAUUCUAUACUGAUGACAUAAAACCUGCCCGGAAUCCAGUCAGACACGCUGAUAGGGAGACGAUGUAGUUACACUGUUUUAGCUACUGUUUACGAAUGACAGACAAAAGACAAAAGGCCACAAAGGUCAAAUGUAAGCAAUGGAUCUCUAACAAAACAGUCAGUACUUGUGGAAUAUAGUCUUGUCUAGAAGAAGCCUUUGAGUUUUGCUGGAGCUUAUUAGCAAAUGAACACAACACUUUACCAAAAUCAACCAGGAGAAACGUAAAAUUAAACAAAUUUGCAUUUGGAACCCCAUGACUACCGGAUUUAUAAUGUUAACAUUGAUUUACAUCAUCAGUAUAGAAUUUCUGCCACUGAGUCACAGACGUUCCUCUGCAUGAAAUGUCCCCAUUGGCGAAGAGCGAGGAGAAGGGGCUGUUUUCGCAGGCUAUGAAACCAGUGUCAUAAAAUGUGGACUAAAGGAGACUAAAUUCCUACACAGUAUCAUGCCAUUUUUGUUUUUUUGAAUAGAUACUUCCUUUAUGCACAACCCUAAGCGAUACCUUUUAUAUGAGUAAAAAUAUUGGCUUUCUGUCUAGAACUCUUUUAGUGUGACCACAAUCUGCAAUUUCUACCCCUAAGUGAGACAACAAGCAUUAUCGCGGGCCACAUUACACAUUCUUAUUGUGACUAAACUGGAUAUGGUUCUCUUUCAUAGAGCAGUUCUUUUUGUUCACAGAUAAGUGUAAAUAAACUGUCCAGCACCAAAGAUGCUUCAGCCACAGGGAUGCAAACAUUCAGCACUAAAACACUUAUAGGGAUUGAUGAGGUAUGUAUUAUAUUUUCCUUUUUGAAAAAUAAAGGUUAUCAGUAAAAAGCUGUAAUAAUAAUUUUGAGGUUGUGUUGUAGACAAUACUCCACGGAUGUGAUUGGUUGUAAUGGGUUUAGUCUUGGGUUGGGAGCACACUGCUGGGACUGUAGAAUCCUUCACCUAUAUAUCAGACAAAUUUCAGCGGAAUUUUGGGAGCCCUCAUCCCUUUGCAGUGGAAGAGAGUGAGAACCUUCUUCCUCUCUGUAACUCCACGGUCAAGCAUGAGAGAAUGCUGGGAAAGUUUGAACACAACUUAGGGUUGUGAUUUUGUCUCAGUGCUGGUAUGAUUUAUCUUUCAGGAAAUCUGGCAUGUUUAUGCCAAGCAGAUAGCAAAGCUGAUCAGUGAGAGCUCCAAUAAGCCAGUUCUUCUUGGUAUUGCCCUCAAGAAACAUUCACCACAGAUUUUACAGCAGAUUCUACAUCUUCUGCAAGCAAACAGAGUUUGGUGAAACUUUUCUGUGAAUACUUCAAAGGCAAAUUAACUAAAUAUAAGAAAAUCAUAGCUGAAUUAACCCUCAAUCAGUGAAUUAUUUGAAUUAUUUUCAGUUUUUGUCAAACAUCAAGUAAUAAAACCAUUCCUGAAAUUUCUCUUGGGAAAUGUCAAAAUAGAAUAAAAAACAUGCCAAUGCUGAACACAGACUGAGGCAAAUGGUUGAUUGACCUGCCAGGCAAAAAAUUUUUCUCUAAUGCACAUGACAAGACCAUUGUUAACAGGCAGCUACGAGCUGUGACAAAAUGACACUCAACCAAUCCAAACUUUAGAAUAAAACAAUUACUCAUUACAAAUGNGAAUGCUGGGAAAGUUUGAACACAACUUAGGGUUGUGAUUUUGUCUCAGUGCUGGUAUGAUUUAUCUUUCAGGAAAUCUGGCAUGUUUAUGCCAAGCAGAUAGCAAAGCUGAUCAGUGAGAGCUCCAAUAAGCCAGUUCUUCUUGGUAUUGCCCUCAAGAAACAUUCACCACAGAUUUUACAGCAGAUUCUACAUCUUCUGCAAGCAAACAGAGUUUGGUGA
Messenger RNA from Porites evermanni, 2693 nucleotides. The record is from the annotation of a GenBank genome assembly. Lineage: Eukaryota; Metazoa; Cnidaria; Anthozoa; Scleractinia; Poritidae.